CAUGAUCAGUCAGUCAUUGUUAUCAAGUUGUCAAAGUGAGACGAAGCGACUUGUGAAAUAACGUCGUUUGUAAAGUCUUGAAACACUACCGCUCUUGAGUUUAAUAUAAUUGUGUUCUAAGUACAAAAUCUAAUCACUGUAGUAAAAUUUUAAAAGACCUCAUAAUUUAAAAAUGCAGAGCGCGUCUGAUAUAAUAUCUUCCCUAUUGUGGUUUAGAGACGAUAAUUAUCAAGACGAAGAAAACAAUGCACAAAUAAUAGAACAAUUUGUUCAAAACGUUGAGGAUUUUAGCUCUCAGUAUGGAAGUGAAAUUAGUGUUUCAUACACCGCCUUCAAUCUUCGUGGGCCACCAUCGAACUUUCCCGAUUACGGAGACUAUCCGCAAGCUUUUGUUAUGAGAACAUACGGGAAAUGGUGGGAUGAAGCACCUUCCGUUCAAGAAGACUACAUGCCACAGAAUAGCCGAGCAAUACCUAGUCAAGAUUAUGUUGAAGUUUCGUUCGAAAGAUCAGUAUAUCCAUUAGAAGUGGCCAUAUUCGAGACAUACAAUCCCGGUGCGUUGGUUCGUAUCUGGGCAUUGGGUACUGGGGCCUGGUUCCUGCUGUGGGAAGGGGAGCCGGAAUAUGCCGGCGACAAACCAAGAAUAUUUAGUCCGCCUAUAAAACAAAUAAAUUUUCCGACAAGGGUCCUUCGUUUAGAGUUCAACCAUCGUUUGCUACCGUACUACACGGAGUUAGAUGCGGUGUUACUUCGUGGGAAAGAACCCGCUAGUGAGAGCAAGAUGAAGAAUAACUUUGCCUACUCCACGUUGUUUUACAAGAAAACACAACCGCAACCUCAAAAUGGUCUCCUAAAUAAAGUGAUAGCUUCAAAUCUGCACGAUAAAGUUGUUCCACCAAUGUUGGUGUCACAGAAGGAGCUGCUAAUUGACACAGGACCUCCCCUUGGCGAUUUUCAAAGGCUACCGGACGAAACUAUCCUAACUAUAAUGAAGUAUCUAGACAUGCAAUCGUUGAGCCGUUGCGCUCAAGUGAACCGUCACUUCAAUAGACUGGCGUUGGACUCUAUUCUUUACCGGUGCAUUGACUUACGACCUUAUUGGCAUUGCGUUAGGUCACAGGUUCUUGGUAUUCUGGGGACGCGGUGCAAGUUCCUGCAGAAGCUGGACCUGUCGUGGUGCGGCAGCCAUUGCAUGAUACAGUCUCAUUAUGUAACAAAAUUCCUGAAACAGAACUGCUCAGAAUUGACACAUCUUAGGAUGAACUGCUGUGAGUUCGUUGACAAUUCGGUGUUGAUAUCCAUUGUAGAUAGUUGCGCAUAUUUACAAGAGCUAUGCUUGCGUUCAGUGAUAGGUUGCUCUGACUGGAUCUACCUGUCAGUGCUGAAACAUCUCCGACGUCUGGAUCUGUACCGCACAGACAUCGGCACCACGGCCGCUGUUGCUGUGGUGCGAGCUAAUCCACACUUGCAACAUGUUAAUGUUGGUUCUUGUAAAAUGAUAUCAUCAAUGGACGAGGUGGCCAUAGCUUUAGGCGCCAAUUGCCCUCACCUCAUCUCAGUUGACUUCUGGAAGUCGUACUCGCUGACUGCAGUCGGCAUCAGGGCACUCGGUAACUGCAGGUUGUUGCAGGAGUUGGAUGUGGGAUGGUGUCUCCAAGCGGGUAGUUCAGGUGAGUGGCUGUCGUCCCUGGCGGGUACGGAGCUGCGCAAGUUGUUCCUGGGCGCGCUACGUGGAGUCUGCGACCGGGACUUGCGCGCUCUCAUACCUCGCACACCAAAGCUGGCUCAGCUCGACCUGCUCGGUGUCAGAGCUGUCACACCUGAUAUAUGUACAGAUAUAUUAGCGCGAUGUCAAGAAUUAAGGCUGUUAGAUGUAAGCUUCUGUGAUCAGAUAUUGGAAUCUCAGGUUAACGAAUGGCGGCUACAAUACCCGCAUGUGAGUAUCAAGAGGUCAUUCCAGUCGGCGAACCUCAGCGCGCCGCCGAGCCCAAUGUUCCUAGCUCCUAGUCUAGAAUGAUACAACGCUGAACUCUGCGAUUUACUUGACAACCUCGCGUGUGUGAGAGAGACAGACUAUGAAGUAGCACUCAGAAGAACACGUGCGAGAGGGACGACUGUACAUCGCAGAGUUUGAAACACUAAGUCAAAGAUCAGAUAUGAGCGAGAGAGAUGUAAUAUCAAUGUGUAUGAAAGAGAUGAAUAUACAUGUCAGUGCUCAAUUUUGGAAUUUGACUUAAAUUUUGUGCAAUUUUGAACUUAUUUGUGGUAGUGAAAGGUUAAAUGUUAGAUUCGUGUGACUUUAAUUUACUUCAAAAAG
Molecule: messenger RNA, 2317 nt
Organism: Papilio machaon (common yellow swallowtail)
Lineage: Eukaryota; Metazoa; Arthropoda; Insecta; Lepidoptera; Papilionidae
Gene: Fbxl4
Product: F-box/LRR-repeat protein 4
Exons: 13
Coding region: 173-2017 (614 amino acids)
Biological process (GO): SCF-dependent proteasomal ubiquitin-dependent protein catabolic process
Cellular component (GO): SCF ubiquitin ligase complex
Molecular function (GO): protein binding
Source: RefSeq, a predicted model, not a curated record